Malassezia pachydermatis is the source of this 495-nucleotide messenger RNA. RefSeq names its product zinc finger protein. Gene Ontology annotation, cellular component: mitochondrial intermembrane space. Gene Ontology annotation, molecular function: zinc ion binding. The record is from RefSeq and is a predicted model, not a curated record. The transcript is spliced from 5 exons. Bases 1 to 495 code for a protein of 164 amino acids. Gene Ontology annotation, biological process: protein import into mitochondrial intermembrane space. Lineage: Eukaryota; Fungi; Basidiomycota; Malasseziomycetes; Malasseziales; Malasseziaceae.
AUGUGCAAGCAUAUAUUGAAUGCACAAGUAGCUAUUAGAGCUCCCUGCUGCAAAAAGUUUUUUGAUUGCCCUCAAUGCCAUGCUGAAACACAGUCGCAUCCACUAGCGAAAACAACCGAGUUGGCAUUCCUCUGCAAAAAAUGCCGACGGGCGUUCCGUAAAGAUAUGGCACAGUAUGAAGCAGCUGACGAGUACUGCCCUCACUGCGAUAACCACUACGUAAUUGAGGCAAAGACGCCACAGCUUAUGCUCCAAGUAGAAGGCGAAGAUGGGCGCGUAGAUCCAAGUAUGAUUCGCGAUGAUCGCGUGAAAGAACGUGCAGCGACAUCGAAAGAAGGUGAAGCAAUCGAUCAUGGUGGAUACCAGGCAGCGGCUAUGGAAUUCCAACAAAAUAUCGCACAGGGCCGAAUGAACUGCAGCCAGGCUGCGUCAUCAUCGAACACUAUACCCCCUUCGCUUAUGGAGUUCAAUGACGAGGAUCUGGACUGGGACUAA